Messenger RNA from Pantherophis guttatus, 1693 nucleotides. RefSeq names its product family with sequence similarity 221 member A (gene FAM221A). The record is from RefSeq and is a predicted model, not a curated record. NCBI's taxonomy places the organism in Eukaryota, Metazoa, Chordata, Lepidosauria, Squamata, Colubridae.
UAGUUCAGAUGACUCACUGAAGCUAGACAGGCAAAGUGUGUGGCUCUGGCAACUAUGCAAACUCAAUUUCAGGAUGGAGGGCGGCCUAGCUAGUAUUUCUUUACUAGCUGCCCUUAUCGCAAAAUCAUUAAAACUGUAAUUUUGUCGCUGAAAAGGUGCACGUAGCAACGGAAGAGCGGCAGUUUCAACGAACUUUAUUCAAAACCAAGGCGCGCGUCGAAAGGUUCAAAAACCGCUGCCUCCAAAGCAGCGGCAACUCCUCCCAAGCGACACCGCGGCCCAGCCGCUCCUCCUGACAGGGAGCCUCCUCCCUUCUCCCCCGAAGCCAUCGCUCCGUGCCGCGUGUCUCUAAUUCCUCUUGGAAAGGCUUCGCGGGAUCUCCGAAAGGGCAUCUGUGCUACGGGAUAGCCCGUAGGUUGCUCACGAAGUAAUGGAGCGUCUGACAUUUGACUCCGGGGCUGCCGCGGCCAUAGACGACUACUUGGAAUAUAGGCGAAUUGUAGGAGAAGAUGAUGGUGGGAAACUGUUUACCCCGGAAGAAUAUGAACAAUAUAAGAAACAAGUAUUACCAAUUCGGUUGCAAAAUAGAUUAUAUGUGAGCUGGAGAUCACCAACCGGCAUUGACUGUAAACUCGUGGGUCCAGAAACACCAUGCUUUUGUUCUCAUAGAUAUAAACAACACAGAACAGAUUUUGAAGUGAUUCCAAAAGAACGUCCUAUUUCUCUACCUUGUAGAGUGAACCGGUGCGCAUGCAAAUCUUAUAAUUUUGUUCCUCUUAAUGGUACUCAGCCCAUCCGCUGUAGAUGUAAGCACUUUGCAGAUCAGCAUAGUCCAGCAACUGGAUUUCUAUGCAAUAUGUGUUCCAAAUGUGCAGGGUUUCACAGUUGCUUUACUUGUGGAUGUGGCCACCCAGCAUAUUCUCAUGAAACUAUAGUGGAAACAAAAGAGGAACGUUUAGCCCAAGGAAAGCCAGUUGGGCAUGAUGUCCCUUAUGCUGCAAUGGGGGGACUAACAGGUUUUAGUUCCUUAGCAGAAGGCUACAUGAGACUUGAUGAUAGUGGAAUAGGAGCACCUUCUUCUCAAUUCUUAGAAGCUCCUGUAACCAACAUGGAUAAUCCAUUUUUAAAAGCAUUCCAAGGUCCAUCCAGUUCUAUGCAAUUAACAGAUGGAAGUACAAGUACAACAAUGCAAGUUUCCAGUUUAAGGAGAUCUGAAGAAGAUGAUAUGGCCUAUUUUGAAAGACAAUAUCAGGCACGGUUGAAGCAAGAGAAGGCGAGGGAUCAGAAAGGCAAAAGUCCUAUGCCAACAAAGACCCAACAUCAUCAAUAAUAUAUUUGGGUUUCAUUGUAAUUUAUCAGCAUCUCUGUCCCUAUCUAUCUGUCUGUUUAUCUAUUUGCAGUGAUUAUAGUACAAUAUGUUUAUUUUUCUAUGCCAAUUUUGUUGUUUGAUAAUACAGGCAUUGUAUGAUACAGGCAUUCAGGCAUUGAAGCAAAAUAAUGCUAUCCAUUUAAUUCUGCAUACUUGAAAAUCAGUAAUGGAAAAAAUUCAGGUUUCGUGACAGAAAACUAUUAUAUGAACAUUGAGAAUUACUUUUUCAGAUUAUUUUAUUAUUGUUAAAGAUUUGCAUUUUAUUUGUUUUCUGUAUUUCCAGAUUUGAAAAUGUUGAUAAUAAAGAAAAACAAAUAAUCAUUA